Molecule: messenger RNA, 2064 nt
Organism: Sardina pilchardus (European sardine)
Lineage: Eukaryota; Metazoa; Chordata; Actinopteri; Clupeiformes; Clupeidae
Gene: bbs10
Product: Bardet-Biedl syndrome 10
Exons: 2
Coding region: 254-2005 (583 amino acids)
Biological process (GO): chaperone-mediated protein complex assembly
Molecular function (GO): ATP binding
Source: RefSeq, a predicted model, not a curated record
GAAGCGUUGUCUGAAAGGGAAGUUGUGAGCUCUUGAACCUUUCUUUUACUGUUUAUGUACUUUUGUUUAUAAUUAACACAUAUAUCUAGUUAAUUAGAUAAAUAUAUUCAGUGAUGCAGAUUUUAACGGCUUAACUAUGCAUGCAAUUCUUAUAGUCGCGCAUAAACGUUAAGCUUCGUGACAAAGUGUCUCUCGGCUAAUUGGUAAGGCACGCUUACGUGCUGACACUUCCUUUGAGAAAACAUUGGCUGGGAUGUUGACAUGUGGCAUUGGCAAAGAUAUGGCAGAUGCUGAAAGUGAGUAUGUUCGCUCGACAUUGGCUGUAGUGUCUGCGCUUGAGGCAGUCGUGGUGCGCAGUUUUGGACCGAAUGGUGGCGUGGUACUAUUCACUCGCGACACUGGAGAAGUUUUGCUUACCCGUCAAGGGCAGAAUAUUCUAAAGUCACUGCAUUUGGAACACCCAAUUGCCAGAAUGGUUGUGGACUGCAUUCAAGCACACUGUUCAGUGACAGCGGAUGGCUCCAAGUCCUUUCUACUUCUGCUAGCCUCUCUGCUUAGAAGGAUCCAUGCACAGAGCAAAGCAUGCAGGGAAAUUGCAAAUGCCCGUGCCCGUCACCUGGCCCAUCAGCUAUUGCGCUUCUGUUAUGAUGGCCUGGAUGACAUCAUCGUGCAUCAGGUGAUGCCACAUGCCUCCUCACUGUACUCCUCCAGUUACCGUGGUGACACUCUGGAGGGGCUGGUUUGUGGAUACAUGGCAGGAAGAGUUGGGAUUGGUCAGGCUGAAGUUCUCGUACCAAUCAUCAGUCAGUUUUGCCGGAAAUGGAAUGUGGGCAAGGACAUGGCAGAGACUAUCAGAUUCAUCCACACAAACUUCCCUCUACUGCACUCAACAGUGUUGGGCUUGCCUAUUGGUCGGUCAUGUGUGCAGGAAGGGUUUCUUCUGGGCUGUGAUUGGACGGUGCUUUUUGAGCGUAAGAGUGAGGAGCCGAUCAGAGUGCUGGUACUGAAUGAGAGUGUGUUUGCUGUCAACGAAGCCGUGAGUGUGUUUGAGAGCUAUGUGUGUGACAGCCAUGCGACUGUGCGUCGACUGUGUGUGUGUGCUGAAGAGCUCGACGUGUGUGUGCUCCUCUCUCCGGUGAAGUGCCCCGACCUCCUCCUGCAGCAGGCUCGCCAGAAGCGGCUCUGUGUGGCAGAGUGUGUGGACCCGCCUCUUCUGGACCUUUUCUGCCAGCUCAGCCAAUCACGGCCUUCCCCUGUGGGCCGUGUCGCCAUAGUGACAUCAGUCAGCCGCGUUGUGUUGGGAGGGCAUCGGUUGGGCUGUGUUGGGCUCACACCAGCACACUCUUCUCGCUCGUCCAGCGAGCACAUCCUACACCCACACACACUUCUGCUCUGUGCCCCGGGGCCAGGCCCACUGGAUCAGUGUGUGAAUGCAUGUCAGGGAGUCUUCACGAUGCUGCACAGUGUGUGUGAGGCUGGACACUCGUUUACAGUGCCGGACCAGUCUAAGAACUCUCUCACUGACCAAUCAGAGGAGACACCACUUCAUCCUGUCCAAUCACAUCCCUCCAACGACAAAUUAGAACGAUCAAUUCCUCCUGCUUCUCGUCCUGACCAAUGGCAUCGGUUUCUGCAUGCUGGGCAUGUGGUUCCAGUGGGUGGAGUUUUCGAUGUGCUAUUUCAUCACUUCCUGUUGUCCUCUGAUUGGGUAGCUGGGCCUCGGGUACGCAGCUUAUUGGCCGAGUCUGUUCUUAGUGUGCCCAGAACACUCCACUCUCACAAACCCCGCCUCUUUAUGCAGUUCCAGGCCUCCUUACUGGACAAGCUCAACACUGGCCCCUCCCACAAGCCCUGGUCAGGUGGGCUGGAGAGUGUGUCCUGUAAACAACAGCUUUUAGCCUCCGUGCUGCAGUGUGUGUGCAAGCUGCUCUCCGUGGACAGAAUUUUACACACACGCUCACACACACUAAAGACAUCACACCAUGAGGAGGACGAUGAGGAUUGAAGUUUGUUAUUGUAUUUUUGUAUUUAAUGACAAAUCAAUAAAACAUUUCAAGCAUUAAA